CUGUCCCGGCUGGAGCCCUCGGCAGGUUUCCCCUGCCCGGCUCACGGUGUCCAUUUCUGCCCCGCCCAGACCAUGUCCAAGUCCCUGAAGAAGAUCGUGGAGGAGAGCAGGGAGAAGAACCAGCCCGAGGUGGACAUGUGCGACCGCGGCAUCUCCAGCAUGCUGGACGUGCCCGGCCUGUUUACGCUGUCUCACAUCACACAGCUGGUUCUGAGUCACAACAAGCUUACAACUGUGCCAGCAAACAUCGCAGACCUGAGAAACAUAGAAGUGCUCAACUUUUUCAACAACCAGAUUGAGGAGCUGCCUACACAGAUAAGCAGCCUUCAGAAGCUCAAACACCUGAACCUUGGCAUGAACAGGUUAAACACCUUGCCAAGGGGAUUUGGCUCUUUACCAGCCCUAGAAGUUCUUGACUUGACUUACAACAACUUAAAUGAAAAUUCCCUACCAGGAAACUUCUUCUAUCUGACCACCCUUCGUGCACUCUAUCUAAGUGACAACGAUUUUGAAAUCCUGCCGCCAGAUAUUGGGAAGCUCACAAAGUUGCAGAUACUGAGUCUUAGAGACAAUGACCUGAUAUCACUGCCUAAAGAAAUUGGUGAGCUCACCCAGCUUAAGGAACUGCAUAUCCAGGGAAAUCGUCUUACUGUGCUGCCCCCAGAACUGGGUAAUUUGGAUCUGACUGGUCAAAAGCAAGUCUUCAAAGCUGAGAACAAUCCCUGGGUUACCCCCAUUGCUGAUCAGUUCCAGUUGGGAGUAUCGCAUGUUUUUGAAUACAUUCGUUCAGAGACAUAUAAAUAUCUUUAUGGCAGACACAUGCAGGCGAACCCUGAACCUCCAAAGAAGAACAAUGACAAGUCAAAGAAGAUCAGCCGUAAACCCCUGGCAGCCAAGAACAAAUAAGUGCCUGGCUUCUGCCUCUGUUUUACAUCUGUUGCAUUGCUUUUGCUUGUGCCACACAUCUCUUAUUACAUAUAACAAAGCAGGGAUUAGAAUUAAAUGCAAUUUACUAUGUGUAAUGCUUUAGAAGAUACUGCUAGAGGGAAACAAAAUUACAUAUGCUCCUAACUAUGGUCACAUUUAUGUAGCCAUUUAAUAUAUCACUGUCAAACAUAUUUUAGCUUUUCUAUUUAUAUGUAUAUUAAUGUCCUCUCUUCACGUGUCACAUCCUGUUAAAAUAGGGGAGUUUGCACUUACAUUAUACAAUACUAAAUUUCAUAUGAUAUUCCAAGUGAUUUUAAUAAAGCCCUUCAUUUGUAUUGCUGUU
Messenger RNA from Ficedula albicollis (Collared flycatcher), 1270 nucleotides. RefSeq names its product Ras suppressor protein 1 (gene RSU1). Gene Ontology annotation, molecular function: protein binding. The transcript is spliced from 8 exons. The coding region runs from base 73 to 906 and encodes 277 amino acids. The record is from RefSeq and is a predicted model, not a curated record. Lineage: Eukaryota; Metazoa; Chordata; Aves; Passeriformes; Muscicapidae.